Molecule: messenger RNA, 1971 nt
Organism: Hippopotamus amphibius kiboko
Lineage: Eukaryota; Metazoa; Chordata; Mammalia; Artiodactyla; Hippopotamidae
Gene: CTSF
Product: cathepsin F
Exons: 14
Coding region: 131-1498 (455 amino acids)
Cellular component (GO): lysosome
Molecular function (GO): cysteine-type endopeptidase activity
Source: RefSeq, a predicted model, not a curated record
AUUGGCCGGCGCCCCGCCGCCUUUGCAGCUGGGCAAGGACGAGGGUCCUCGGCCGCGGGCUGCUCCGUCCCGUCGGUUGAUCCACGCGGCCGUCCUUGCGUGAGUCCGGGCCGCCGGCUUCGCCUUCGCCAUGGCGCCCUGGCUGCAGCUGCUGUUGCUGCUGGGGCUGCUCCCCGGCGCCGCUCCGGCCCCCAACAAGCCGCGAGCGGCCGGCGCGCAGGCCUGGGAGCUGCUGGAGCCCGCCCGCUUCGCCCUGGAGAUGUACAACCGCGGCCGGGCUGCCGGGACGCGGGCCGCGCUGGGGGCCGUGCACGGUCGCGUCCGCCGGGCGGGCCGGGGGUCGCUGUAUUCCCUGAAGGCGACCCUGGUGGAGCCGCCCUGCAACGACCCCACGGUGUGUCAGCUCCCUGUGUCCAAGAAAACUCUGCUCUGCAGCUUUGAAGUCCUGGACGAGCUAGGGAAACACAUGCUACUGAGGCGGGACUGUGGCCCAGUGGAUACCAAGAUUACAGAUGACAAAAAUGAGACUUUCAGUUCGUUCCUUCCACUGUUGAACAAGGAUCCCCUGCCCCAGGACUUUUCUGUGAAGAUGGCUUCGAUUUUCAAGGAGUUUGUCACCACCUAUAACCGGACAUAUGAUACAGAGGAGGAAGCCAGGUGGCGCAUGUCCGUCUUUGCCAAUAACAUGGUGCGAGCACAGAAGAUCCAGGCCCUGGACCGUGGCACAGCUCGGUAUGGGGUCACCAAGUUCAGUGACCUUACAGAGGAGGAGUUCCGCACCAUCUACUUGAAUCCCCUCCUCAAGGAGGGGCCUGGCAAGAAGAUGCGCCUAGCCCAGUCCGUCAGCGACCUUCCUCCACCUGAGUGGGACUGGAGGCGUAAGGGGGCUGUCACCAAAGUCAAGGACCAGGGCAUGUGCGGCUCCUGCUGGGCCUUCUCAGUCACAGGCAAUGUGGAGGGCCAGUGGUUCCUAAAACGGGGGACCCUGCUCUCCCUGUCUGAGCAGGAGCUCUUGGACUGUGACAAGGUGGACAAGGCCUGCCUGGGUGGCUUGCCCUCCAACGCCUAUUCGGCCAUCAGGACGCUGGGAGGGCUGGAGACAGAGGACGACUACAGCUACCAUGGCCACUUGCAGACCUGCAGCUUCUCUGCACAGAAGGCCAAGGUCUACAUCAAUGACUCAGUGGAGCUGAGCCAGAAUGAGCAAAAGCUGGCGGCCUGGCUGGCCAAGAAGGGCCCCAUCUCCGUCGCCAUCAACGCUUUUGGCAUGCAGUUCUACCGCCACGGGAUCUCCCACCCCCUGCGGCCCCUCUGCAGCCCCUGGCUCAUCGACCACGCUGUGCUGCUUGUGGGCUAUGGCAACCGCUCUGCCACGCCCUUCUGGGCCAUCAAGAACAGCUGGGGCUCUGACUGGGGCGAGGAGGGUUACUACUACUUGCACCGUGGCUCCGGGGCCUGUGGUGUGAACGUCAUGGCCAGUUCAGCAGUGGUGGACUGAGGCGCACCAGCUCGGGACCUGGCGCUGACCAGAGCGGCCCCUUCCCCUGCCUGACCUGCCUGACCAGGCCCCUCCCCAGGAGGCACAGCUGGCUGAGGGACAGGCACCUCAGGGUGAGCAAAGGCCACUGGGCUACGGGCACAGCCCCUCCCCCCCACUCCCACCCUGAAGUUCCCCAACGGCACCUUUGCUGAAUUGUGGUAGCCAGGAGGAUCUUGGGGUGAAGAAUGAUGUCUUGGCAGCCAAAGCUGGGGCUAAAACUCUGGGCUCGCGUAAGGAGCAGGUGGGAAGAGAAUAUUCUGGUCGUAAGGCCAGCUCUGUCCUCAGUAGGCUCUGGCUUCCUGCCCCAGCUUUCCUCUGAUGCUAUAAAUUUUCUGAUCCCCCUGGAUUUGGGGACAGUGUUGCCUUCCACAUGUAGAGAAACUGUUGUAACCAACCUUUUCUAGCACAAUAAAGAGGUGUCCUGGGCCCCA